GGGAGGGGCAGGAGCCACCGACCGCAGGAGGAGGAAAGGGGUUGUGCUCUUGGCCGAGCGUGGAGAAAGGGGCGGGGCCGGCGAGCAGCGCGUGGAGGUGCCGAGCUCCUGGGACCGGCGGGCGCGCGGGCGUCUCUGGCCUUCGCCGUCCCAGUGGCCGCCGCCGUCGCUUGGUCGCCGUCGGUCUGCGGGAGGCGGGUUAUGGCGGCGGCGGCAGUGGGAGCUGUGAAUGAAUUCUCCGGGUGGACGAGGGAAGAAGAAAGGCUCCGGCGGCGGCAGCAGCCCGGUGCCUCCCAGGCCUCCGCCCCCCUGCCUGGCCCCCGCCCGUCCCGCCCCCAGACCGGCCCCCCAGCCCGAGUCGCCGCAUAAGCGGAACCUGUACUACUUCUCCUACCCGCUGUGCAUAGGCUUCGCGCUGCUGCGUUUGGUCGCUUUCCACCUGGGGCUCCUCUUCGUGUGGCUCUGCCAGCGCUUCUCCCGCGCCCUCAUGGCCGCCAAGAGGAGCUCCCGGGCCGCGCCGGCGCCGGCCUCGGCCUCGCCCCCGGCGCCAGUGCCGGGCGGGGAGGCCGAGCGCGUCCGAGCCUUCCACAAACAGGCCUUCGAGUACAUCUCCAUUGCCCUGCGCAUCGAUGAAGACGAGAAAGUAGGACAAAAGGAGCAAGCUGUGGAAUGGUAUAAGAAAGGUAUUGAAGAACUAGAAAAAGGAAUCGCUGUCAUAGUUACAGGACAAGGUGAACAGUGUGAAAGAGCUAGACGCCUUCAAGCUAAAAUGAUGACUAAUUUGGGUAUGGCCAAGGACCGUUUACAACUUCUAGAGAAGCUGCAACCAGUUUUGCAAUUUUCCAAGUCACAAACGGAUGUCUAUAAUGACAGUACUAACUUGACAUGCCGCAACGGACAUCUCCAGUCAGAAAGUGGAGCUGUUCCAAAAAGAAAAGAUCCCUUAACACAUGCUAGUAAUUCACUGCCUCGUUCAAAAACAGUUAUGAAGACUGGAUCCACAGGUCUGUCAGGCCACCACAGAGCACCUAGCUGUAGUGGCUUAUCCAUGGUUUCUGGAGUGAGACAGGGACCUGGUCCCACAACUGGAACUCAUAAGAGUACACCAAAAACAAAUAGAACGAAUAAACCUUCUACCCCUACAACUGCUGCUCGUAAAAAGAAAGACUUGAAGAAUUUUAGGAAUGUGGACAGCAACCUUGCCAACCUUAUAAUGAACGAAAUUGUGGACAAUGGAACAGCUGUUAAAUUUGAUGACAUAGCUGGGCAAGAGUUAGCAAAACAAGCCUUGCAAGAAAUUGUUAUUCUUCCUUCUCUGAGGCCUGAGUUGUUCACAGGACUUAGAGCUCCUGCCAGAGGAUUGUUACUCUUUGGUCCACCUGGAAAUGGGAAAACAAUGCUGGCCAAAGCAGUAGCUGCAGAAUCCAAUGCAACCUUCUUUAAUAUAAGUGCUGCAAGUUUAACUUCAAAAUAUGUGGGAGAAGGAGAGAAAUUAGUGAGAGCUCUUUUUGCCGUGGCUCGAGAACUUCAGCCUUCUAUAAUUUUUAUAGAUGAAGUUGAUAGCCUUCUGUGUGAAAGAAGAGAAGGAGAACAUGAUGCUAGUAGACGUCUAAAAACUGAAUUUCUAAUAGAAUUUGAUGGUGUGCAGUCUGCUGGAGAUGACAGAGUGCUUGUAAUGGGUGCAACUAACAGGCCACAAGAGCUUGAUGAGGCUGUUCUCAGGCGUUUCAUCAAACGGGUAUAUGUGUCUUUGCCAAAUGAGGAGACACGACUACUUUUACUUAAAAAUCUAUUAUGUAAGCAAGGAAGCCCAUUGACCCAAAAAGAACUAGCACAACUUGCUAGAAUGACCGAUGGAUAUUCAGGAAGUGAUCUAACAGCUUUGGCAAAAGAUGCAGCACUGGGUCCUAUCCGAGAACUGAAACCAGAACAAGUAAAGAAUAUGUCUGCCAGCGAGAUGAGAAAUAUUCGAUUAUCUGACUUCACUGAAUCCUUGAAAAAGAUAAAACGCAGCGUGAGCCCUCAAACCUUAGAAGCGUACAUACGUUGGAACAAGGACUUUGGCGAUACCACUGUUUAAGGAAAGACCUUUGUAAGCCUGCAGAACAUUUUGCUUUCGAAGAGAGAAACACACCAUCUUCAUUGAAUAGUUAUCAGCUACAGAAAUUGAGCCUAAGUUUACAGGACUUUUCAGAGUCUUACAAUUAAGUCUUACUUGGGCACCCCAGCAGAUGCACCAUAAAACAAAAUUUAAAUAAAAUAUACAAUGCAAAUGGAGUAUUUUGUUGAAGGCCUGUUCAUGGUUAUCCCGAUGGGCACUGUAAGUUAGAGCACAACCAAAACUGAUUCUGGUCUUCUUUACCAAUAUAAUCAUAAUGUAAAUAAUAAUUUGUAUAUUGUGUUGCAGAUGAAAGUAUUCCAGAGACAGUGAAUGGUAGAAGACACAAGCGCCUUUGGUUGUUUGUCUUCUGAUGUCUUUUCUUAAAAUAAUAAUUUUUUCUAUUUUCCUUUCCUGCUGUUAUCUUUACUACAGAUGAUUAGAAUGCCAAACACUCUGAGUUUCUUUUUUUUCUUUUGUUUUACAAGUCCAGUGUGCCAAAUGAAACUUCUUCCUAUGUAACAGUAAUAGGAAUAAGUAUUUUGAAGGUUUUUUUUUUUCAUAAAUCUACACAUUAAAUACUGCAUUUCACUUUUCAUUUUUCUGUUACCUUGUUACCAAUUUAGAAAGCAAUUUGUUGAUAGCAACAAAGCAAAUCUAGUAAAAUAGAAAAAGAGACUGUCAGAAGGUUUGAGUCACUCUGUCAUUACAACAUGUAGAUCAAUCCUCAUGUGACCUGCAGUAUUUUUUUCUAAUAUAUCUGUCAGAAAUCUAUUGUAGACUGUUAAUUUAUUCCUAAUGGAGUUUAUUUUCUGCUAGAAUUAUUCUAAUAUUUAAGAAGGCCAAUUUUAACUGCUGUAAAAGUGGUUUCUGUGUGAGAGAAGGGAAGAACUGAGAGCUAAGACAUUUCUAAUUUAUUGCUUAUUGCUUUCUUACUGUUUACAGGAUAAUUAUAAGCCAGUGGAUCUACCGUCUUUUAUUCUUAAUAAUUAUUAAUCCCUUCAAUGAAACUUUAAAAAAUUACUGAAUUUUUAUACAUUGCAUACAUUUUAUAGGUUUCUUGUGCUCACUUUGUUAACUAAAAAGUUAGUCUGUUAAUCUGUCUUUUGUUCCCCAAAAAUGUACAGUAAUUGUUUCUCGUUUGUAUAAGUAUGCCUGGAUUUUAUUAUAAAACUGUCAUUGUAGGAAGUAGAGACUCAUAUCAUGGCUUUUUAAAUAUUGUAAUAAAGGCAAAUGGAUAUUUGCCCUUAGUUUACUGGUUAAAAGUUUGUUUACAGAAAUUUUCUUUGGUGCUUUUAUGUAAAAUGUUAUGGGCGGAAAGAAUAAUUUUAUAGUAGUAACAGAUUUUUUUCAUUUAGGAAAAAUAUCUUUGGUUUUGGUUUUGAGAGAAUACAUUAAAAUUAAAAACUUGCCCCAUCUAUAUAGGAAUUUUAUAAUGAAGACAUACAUUCGUCUUAAUUUUAAUCUUCUUGUUCCUGUUAAAGAUUUACCUACAUAUAGAAGAUGUGUGGUUUAAGAUAAUGUGCUAUUUAUAGCUGUAACUUAAAUGUCUCCUCUAAUCAUGACCUUAGAACUCCCUGGAUAACAGAAAUGAGGGUUGAGAUAAAUAGAAAAAAAAAUUUUAAGCCAGAACCAUGCCCAUUUUCAGUCAUAUGUUGUAUCUUUUUAAGGUCUCAAACAUUAAAGCAUCAAUUAUAAAAUACUGAUAAUGAAAGAUGAUGCAGUAUACAUGAUGACAAGAAUUGGGAAUAUCCAAAGUUAAAAC
Molecule: messenger RNA, 3863 nt
Organism: Neomonachus schauinslandi (Hawaiian monk seal)
Lineage: Eukaryota; Metazoa; Chordata; Mammalia; Carnivora; Phocidae
Gene: SPAST
Product: spastin
Exons: 17
Coding region: 230-2080 (616 amino acids)
Cellular component (GO): microtubule cytoskeleton
Molecular function (GO): ATP binding; microtubule severing ATPase activity; ATP hydrolysis activity
Source: RefSeq, a predicted model, not a curated record